Molecule: messenger RNA, 2085 nt
Organism: Chanos chanos (milkfish)
Lineage: Eukaryota; Metazoa; Chordata; Actinopteri; Gonorynchiformes; Chanidae
Gene: igf2a
Product: insulin-like growth factor 2a
Exons: 4
Coding region: 3-650 (215 amino acids)
Biological process (GO): positive regulation of transcription by RNA polymerase II; positive regulation of insulin receptor signaling pathway; regulation of muscle cell differentiation
Cellular component (GO): extracellular region
Molecular function (GO): growth factor activity; protein serine/threonine kinase activator activity; hormone activity
Source: RefSeq, a predicted model, not a curated record
UAAUGUUCAGUUACUCGGAUAUGGAGGAUCAGCAAAGAUACUCACAUUAUGCAAUCUGUGCAUCGUGCAGAAGAACAGAAAACAGGAAAAGAACGAUCUCAUCGUCGAGUCGAAUCGUGCUGUUCACAAUAGCCCUGUCAGUGUACGUCCAAGCGGCGUCGACACUCGAGACCCUUUGCGGUGGAGAACUGGUAGAUGCGCUCCAAUUCGUGUGCGGAGACAGAGGCUUUUAUUUCAGCAGGCCCAACAGAUCAAACAGUCGUCGGGCUCAGAGAGGGAUCGUGGAAGAGUGCUGUUUUAGGGGCUGUGACCUGAACCUGAUGGAACAGUAUUGUGCAAAACCUGUUAAAUCAGAGCGAGACGUCUCAGCCACCUCACUACAGGUCAUCCCCAUGUUACACACCCUCCAGAAGGAUCUCUCCAGAAGGCCCUCAACUGUGAAACAUUCCCGAUAUGUAGUAUGCCAGAGAAAGGCAGCCCAAAGGCUACGGAGAGGAGUCCCCGCCUUUCUCCGCACCAGGAAGUUCAGGAGACAAGCAGAGAAAAUUCUGUCUCAGGAACAGGGCGAUUCCCACAGACCUCUGAUCCCUCUGCCCAACAGACGCCCACCCUUUCUCUCGCACUCGACAACCCAAACCCACCGCAAGUGAAGCCAAGACGACCCCAACAAUUCCACUCACAGGAAUUACAGACUGGCCCUCUAUCCACAGAGCAGCUUGUUAGAGUUUUCUCAGUGCUAUCUGCCAUCUCUGUCAAUACCCACAUGAACCCCUCUACCAUAUCUCCUCAGACAAAACUCAGCCGUCAAUAAAAGACAAUGAAUCCCGAAUGCAACAGAGAUGGAGCAUGUGAGAGGGAAAAUGGAGGUUUACCCUGUGACUCUGGAAGGAUUGAGUGGACACCAAAUACUGAUUCUGACCAAGUUACAAGACCUCGAAAUACAGCAGAUAUAAGAGCCUUCAUUCCACGCCACUACCACUGAGUUAAUAAGAAUUGUUUACCCAUUUGCACCUGUCAUUGGGAAGAUGAAAUGGGCGGAUGCUGUUCAAAUGAUAUUCCACCGCGUUCAUGGCAAACAAAAAUACAAAAAAAAACAAAAAAACAGAGAAAAGUGUUGACAGGCAGCACGGACUCUUUAUUGGCACUAUUUUUAUGAACUAGUCAACAUGAUAUCAUUAUGGUGCUACCUUUGGGAAUGGACUCGAAGAAGAGGAAGUUUUGAAAAGCAGUUCGUGUUUUUCAUUGUAAUAAACUUUCCGUUUUAGGAAAAGCAUUGACUUCAUUUGAUUGAAAGAUGAAAAAAGGAAGAAAAAUCAGCUUGAUUGUAAUUUUGCAAAAUCCAAUGUGGCGGUAUGCGUGUAUAACUGCGCUGUGGUCCAGAGAGAAAUGAAAGUUCGCAGUAUCAGAUAAGGAGAGCUUUGAGGGGGAACAACCAGGAUUAACAAACCUGAGGGCAUUGAGGGCAUUUUGCACCCAACUCAAGUUUGAACUUUGAGCUGAAGUACUGUUGCCUUUUUUUCCACAAUGUCAAAAAUUGUUGUUCCUUUACAUUCCUGUUUCAAACCUGAAUCUCUCCACAAUACUGUACCUGUACUUUUCUUUACUGUUAUUAAAGCAGUAUGUUACAUAUAUAAGAAUACAUCAAUCAUUACUUUAGGAUAAACAGCAAUAGUCUCUUCAUGCAUAACUUGGUUUGUACAUCAGUAAUAUUCCUGUGCUUUUGCUUGAAAAGAAAUGUACUUGAAUAUGUAUGAUUUAUUUCCAUCCUGUCAUGCAAUGGAGUGUUAGUUGUUGUCUUGCAGAAUGAGCCGCCAGUCUCUUUUGUUAUUCAGACACAAAUAAUGGCAUUGUAUAAAAGCACUAUUUAUUUUGAUAUAAAACACACACAAAUUAGCCACACUGAUUCAAGUCUCACAGAUGUAAAGACUGACAACGUUUUUCGUACAUUUUUUUUUUUUAAAAAACUUGUACUGCUCAUGUAGAUGCUUUCUACCAAAAAAAAAAAAAAGAAGAAACAAAAACAACUUUUCCUUCACUUUUUGAUAGUUGCAAAUGAGUAAAACCAAAUGGACAUUUGAAACACUG